CCUAUUCAUUUAUCUUCUUCAAAGACGCCCCUGUGUUAUAGGGAACAUUGAGUCCUAUUCAGUCACCUCAUCGGCACGUUCGUCAGACCGGGACCCGGCGGAAACCUAAUCACGCGUCGCGUGUUGGUUAUGGCUCCGUAGCCAGAGGCGCACGCGAUCAUAUCCACAUACCAUCCGCACCACGUUCACCGGUGCUGUGGGACCUGGCGAGCGGAAACUUCGGAGGCGUUGGCUCGUUGAGUCAUUGAUUGAAACUUGGUGGAUUCCGUCGCCUGGGGGGGCGAACUGGGUACAAAGAUGCUUCUACGUCUGCCGCCCAGCCUGCAUUACCCCAUCACCAUCACCUCGUUGCUGAAGAAGCCUGGUGAUGAGGUGAAGAGGGAUGAAGCUUUGUUUUGGUAUGUUUAUUACUCAGAGGUUGAGGAGGGCGAUGGCGUAGGGAAUAUCAUAAAGGUGCAGCGAAAGUUCCCAACCCGAUUUGAAUCGCCUGUUGAUGGCGAGGUCCAAGAGUGGAAAAUAUCCAAAGGAGAUGUCAUUGAUGAACCGGUUGACGUGAUUGAGAUCUACGAGCCAUGUGCCCAUGAGGUACAAUUCGGGGGGAUGUGCGCAGAGUGUGGAAAGGAUAUGACUGAAGCUUCAUACAACACCGAAAUUAUGGAUUCCUUCCGCGCGCCGAUUCAGAUGUCCCAUGACAACACAACGUUGACGGUCAGUGAGAAGGAAGCCACGCGUGUUGAGGAGGAUGCCAAGCGUCGUCUUUUGGCAUCUCGACGUCUUUCACUUGUGGUGGAUCUUGAUCAGACCAUUAUCCACGCUACUGUCGACCCCACCGUCGGAGAAUGGAAAGAGGACAAGGAUAACCCGAACUACGAAGCAUUAAGAGGUGUCAGGCAGUUCAGGCUGAUUGAUGACGGCCCGGGGAUGCGUGGCUGUUGGUACUACAUCAAGCUGCGGCCAGGGCUGGAGGAUUUCUUACAGAACGUUGCCGAGCUUUAUGAAUUGCACAUCUACACCAUGGGUACUCGAGCAUAUGCACAAAACAUUGCCGAUAUCAUUGAUCCAACACGCAAGCUUUUUGGGGACCGUAUUCUCAGCCGUGAUGAGAGCGGAAGUCUAACGGCUAAGAACCUCCAACGUUUGUUCCCAGUUGACACAAAGAUGGUCGUCAUUAUUGACGACCGUGGUGAUGUGUGGCGCUGGAAUCCCAACCUUAUCAAGGUCUCUCCCUACGACUUCUUCGUCGGGAUUGGUGACAUCAAUUCCAGUUUCUUACCCAAGAAACAGGAUAUUGGUGCGACUGCGGUCAAGCCCGCAAAGCCUGAAACAAAGGAGCAUGCUAAUGGUUCAGCUGAGAAACCGACUGAUGUCUCCGCAUUAGAACAACUGGUAACAAUGGGAGGCGGUGAUAAUCCAAGAUUGCUGCAGGAGCAGACCAAUGCUCAAGAGGAGACAAUAUUGCAUCAGGUGGAAGAUAGGCCGUUGUUGCAAAAACAAAAAGAAUUAGAUGCCGAGGAUGAUGCAAGUGCCGAGAGCACACCCAACAUUGACGAAUCUCAACCCCGACAUCACCUACUUGAAGAUCACGACCGAGAGCUUUUCCAGCUUCAGGAACGUCUAGAGCAAGUUCAUCUCCAAUUCUUUGACGAGUAUGAUAAGAAGCGAUCCAGUGCGCUGGGAGGCCGAGUGGCGGCCUUGAGGGGUGAGAAGACACCGCUAAAAGACAAGGAUGUUGACUUGAAGUUGGUUCCUGACGUCAAGGAUAUUAUGCCCCGAAUCAAGGCGCAGAUUCUCGGAGGAGUGGUCAUGGUUUUCUCAGGUGUUCUUCCUCUCGGAUCAGACACACAGAAUGCUGAUAUUUCCCUGUGGGCCAAGACAUUCGGUAUCGUCAUCGCAUCACGAAUCAAUAGCCGCACUACUCAUCUCGUUGCUGGCCGAAACCGGACCGCGAAAGUGCGCGAAGCCACACGGUACCCAAAUGUCAAGAUCGUCACAACGCAGUGGCUUCUGGACUGCCUGACAAGUUGGAAGCGUCUUGAUGAGGAGCCCUACUUGCUUCCUGUUCACCCCGAUGAUCGUGGUGAGCCUCUCUCCCCUGGCUCGCAAGAACUCGCCGAGAGCUCCUGGCUAUCCUCCUCGGACGAGGCCACGGGCUCAUUCUGGACUGAUGAUGAAGGAAAUCCAGAGUCCGAACUGUUCAAGGAUACCGGCCUUGACGAGAGAUCACAUAUCGGAUAUGACGAGGAUGAGCAAGCUGCUGUACAUGACGAGCUCAAGGAGUUCCUCGGUAGUGAUGAUGAGAGUGAAAGCGACAGCGAGGCAUGGGGGGAUGAGGGGUCUGCGGGCAAGAAACGGAAGCGCGGAGACGGGGACGGAGCAACUGACGAUGAGUCUGGCGAGGAUGAGGACGAUGCUGAUCAGCAAGGCUCAAAGCUCUCGCAACGCAUUAAGCGUUCGUACAAGCGGAGUACCGGUCUUCGAGAAGUUGCAAGCGUUGCUCCCACCGAUUCCGAUGAGUCCCGUAUGACACUACAGGCCGAUGAAGAAGAACAGGAUAUCGACAAAGCGGAUACCACCCAAGAUCAAGAUGAUGCACACCCGGACUAUGAUGAAGAUGAUCUGGAGCGAGAGAUGCUCGCUGCAUUCGAAGAUGAUGACGAUGGAGAGGACGUAGUCGAUGAAAGUCUUUGAUUUUCCUUACUUCCUCUGGUCUACCCCUGUUCCUCUAUUACUGUCCGAUCUACACUCUCCCCUUCGAUUCGACUGUAUCUUCUAUCUGAUUUGUGCAGUUGCAAGCGCUCCUGCCAUAGCGACGGCGUUCGCAGUGAUUUUUCCCAUUGCUCGUUUUAUGUAUUUCCUGCUAGUUCUGGAUUGUAUCUACUUCGUUAUUGAGUAGACUCCAACUAGUGUCCAAUGUCAAAUACGUGGGAUGUAUUCCCUUAACUAUUUCCAUCAUAUCAAAAUUAUCAAACUGC
This is a messenger RNA of Penicillium pulvis, 2972 nucleotides long. RefSeq names its product protein-serine/threonine phosphatase (gene fcpA). NCBI's taxonomy places the organism in Eukaryota, Fungi, Ascomycota, Eurotiomycetes, Eurotiales, Aspergillaceae. Gene Ontology annotation, molecular function: RNA polymerase II CTD heptapeptide repeat phosphatase activity. Gene Ontology annotation, cellular component: nucleus. The coding region runs from base 298 to 2688 and encodes 796 amino acids. The record is from RefSeq and is a predicted model, not a curated record. The transcript is spliced from 3 exons.